GCGACCGAUGGAGUCCUCAGCCUCCGCGCAGGGCACAACGACCUGGGCCCGGCCCGCGCCCGACACCUUACCGUCCUGAAGGAGCUCCCGCACGGUCACGACCACUGCUGCGGAACCCGGAGCCCCACGGCCUGCCACGGAAACAGCAGUAUCUCCACCUUCCAUGUUGGCAAGUGCCGGAUUGAUGACGUCUGCGAUGGCCCCACCCUCCUAAUGACGCAGAAUCAAGGCGCCGCCCGCCUGGCCAUCCAGGGGCGAGUUUGUGGGCACCCUGAGCUGCAGGUUCGGCACGCGAGGAAAAAACUACUGCAGCACUGGCUUUCUCCCAUUCCGCUUGAGACGUGGCCACCGCGCGUACCUUCAACGCAAGUAUUGGCCUGAGAACGCGGGCCUCCGGCGUAGGGAAGAAGGCAGGCUCCUGGGUGCUUCACGGCCCUCCUCGCUCAGCACGUGGGAGCUAGAAGCUGCCCAGCCUUACCUGUGCCGAGCCCGAUUUCAAACUAAUUUGUAUACAUGAGAAGUGACUCCAUACCAAUCACAAUAUGUCAAGAAAGAAAAAAAGACCCAAUAGAAAUGUUUCAUUCUGGACAGCUGGUAAAAAUCUGUGCCCCAAUGGUUCGAUAUUCAAAUUUUAUGUUUCACAGGUUGGCUUUUAGAACACUAGUAAGAAAAUACUCUUGUGAUCUGUGCUAUACACCAAUGAUAGUUGCCGCUGAUUUUGUCAGAUCUGUAAAAGCCAGAGAUAGUGAAUUUACCACAAACCAAGGUGAUUGGCCGUUGAUUGUUCAAUUUGCUGCUAAUGAUGCAAGACUUUUAUCUGAUGCUGCUCAAAUAGUCUGUCCCUAUGCAAAUGGAAUAGAUAUUAACUGUGGUUGUCCUCAGAGGUGGGCAGUGGCAGAAGGUUAUGGAGCUUGCUUAAUAAACAAGCCAGAGCUCAUUCAAGAUAUGGUGAAACAAGUAAGAAAUCAAGUGGAAAAUCCUAGAUUUUCAGUUUCAAUUAAAAUAAGGAUCCAUGAUGACCUUACAAGAACCAUAGAUCUUUGCCAGAAGGCUGCAGCAACAGGGGUGUCCUGGAUUACAGUUCAUGGAAGAACCAUUGAAGAAAGACACCAACCAGUCCACUAUGAUGCCAUUAAAAUGAUAAAGGAAAGUGUGUCUAUACCUGUAGUUGCUAAUGGAGACAUAAGAAACUUGAAAGAAGCAGAAAAUGUAUGGCAGAUGACUGGGACAGAUGGUGUGAUGAUUGCAAGGGGACUUUUGUCAAACCCAGCUAUGUUUGCUGGAUAUGAAGAAACCCCACUAAAAUGUAUCUGGGACUGGGUUGACAUCGCUCUUGAACUUGGAACUCCUUUUAUGUGUUUCCAUCAACAUUUAAUGUACAUGAUGGAAAAGAUAACAUCAAGGCAGGAAAAAAGAGUAUUUAACGCUCUGUCAAGCACAUCAGCAGUCCUGGAUUACCUUACAGACAAUUAUAGUGUUUGACUCAA
Molecule: messenger RNA, 1487 nt
Organism: Onychomys torridus (southern grasshopper mouse)
Lineage: Eukaryota; Metazoa; Chordata; Mammalia; Rodentia; Cricetidae
Gene: Dus4l
Product: dihydrouridine synthase 4 like
Exons: 7
Coding region: 514-1482 (322 amino acids)
Biological process (GO): tRNA processing
Molecular function (GO): flavin adenine dinucleotide binding; tRNA dihydrouridine synthase activity
Source: RefSeq, a predicted model, not a curated record